Messenger RNA from Clonostachys byssicola, 1608 nucleotides. The record is from the annotation of a GenBank genome assembly. Lineage: Eukaryota; Fungi; Ascomycota; Sordariomycetes; Hypocreales; Bionectriaceae.
AUGCACCGCAAGAUCGCAGCCAUUGCGGCCUUCAUCGCCGCCGCCAGCGCGCAACAGGCUUGUACAAGCCAGGCUGAGACUCAUCCUCCUCUGACAUGGCAGACUUGCACAACCGGCGGCAGCUGCACCACCAACUCCGCCAGUGUCGUCCUUGAUUCCAACUGGCGAUGGACUCACACCGUUGAGGGCUCUACCAACUGCUACACCGGCAACAAGUGGGACACCUCCAUUUGCACCAGCAACACGGUUUGCGCUGAGAAGUGCUGCGUUGAUGGCGCCGACUACCCUGGCACAUAUGGUGUCACUACUUCCGGCAGCCAGCUGAACCUCAGACUUGUCACUGAGCACACCUACGGGAAGACAAUCGGUAGCCGUGUCUACUUGAUGCAGGCUGGUUCUGAUACUCAAUACCAGACUUUCGAUCUCCUGGGCAACGAGUUCACCUUUGACACGGAUGUUUCCAAGCUUGAGUGUGGCCUGAACGGCGCCCUAUACUUUGUGAAGAUGGAGAAGGACGGUGGCGUGGCCAACUAUAGCGGAAACAAGGCUGGUGCCAAGUUCGGAACUGGCUACUGUGACAGUCAGUGCCCUCGCGAUGUCAAAUUCAUUGGUGGACAGGCCAACGUUGAGGAUUGGGUGUCAGGUGAUGGCAACCCCGAUUCUGGUGUCGGUGCCCUUGGUGCUUGCUGCGCCGAGAUGGAUAUCUUCAACGCUCUCAGAGGCCAAGAUUUGCUGACCACAAGACGCAUCGAAACAGGGGAGGCCAACAAGAUCUCCACCGCCUAUACUCCCCACCCAUGCCAGAACAACAACUACCAUGUCUGUGACGGUGAUUCAUGCGGCGGAACCUACUCUGCCGACCGCUACGCCGGCGACUGUGACCCAGAUGGCUGCGACUUCAACUCAUGGAGACAGGGCAACAAGACCUUCUACGGACCUGGCAGCAACUUUGUCGUUGACACAACUAAGAAGGUCACCGUUGUCACUCAAUUCCACACUUCUGGAGGCUCCCUGAGCGAGAUCACUCGUCUCUACGUCCAGGACGGCAAGGUCAUUGCCAACUCCAAGGACCUCCUCGGCACUGGUGGUAACUCCAUCACCCAGGGCUGGUGCGAGGACAUCCGCGACGUCUUCACCGACAGAGACAGCUUUACCGAGAAGGGCGGACUUGCGCAGAUGGGCAAGGGUCUCAACGGCAUGGUUCUGGUUCUCAGUCUCUGGAACGAUUUCUACGCCAACAUGCUCUGGCUUGACUCCAACUACCCAGUCGACUCUACCAAGCCCGGCGCUGACCGUGGAAGCUGCCCCACCAGCUCUGGUGCCUAUCCCGAUGUCAUCAACAGCAACUCUGGCGCUACCGUCUCUUUCUCCAACAUCAAGUUCGGUCCUAUCGGCUCUACUUACGGUUCUGGCACAACCAACCCAGGAACCAGCACCACCGCAAGAGCCACCAGCACCACUACCUCCGGCGGCGGAUCCCAGCCCACUGGCACUUCGCCUAUCUACGGACAGUGCGGAGGCAGUGGCUGGACUGGCCCGACUUCCUGCGCCUCCGGCAGCUGCUGUACCGUCAACAACGCUUGGUACUCUCAGUGCCUCCCUUGCUAA